AUGAAAGCUGAGCUGAUAUUGAAGUUACCUGAGUCCUUGGUUCUGAAGCGAUGGACAUUGGAUGUGGGGAAGCCAGUGAACUUUCAUAAUUUGUCUGACAGGAAUUCGCAAAUGGUAAGAACUCAUCAAAUCCAAAGCCCACAAUGUAUCUACAAGCUCUUCACCCAGAAAGCAUUCCAUAAUGCACAUUCAAACCCACAGACUCCUCUUUCUGCUCUCAUUUCUGCUAUAAGCUCCUGCCCUUCUGUCUCCUACUGCCGUGCCAUUCACGCAUGUGUGAUCAAGUCUUACAGUUACAGUGAUGGGUUCAUUGGCGAUCAGCUGGUUUCGUGUUAUGCUAAGAUGGGUUCUGCUGAAGAUGCACUCAACCUGUUUGAUGAAAUGCCCAAGAGGGACUUGGUCUCCUGGAAUUCUUUGAUUUCCGGGUUUUCGCCAAGAGGGUAUGUUGAGAAAUGCUUGAAUGCUUUAUUUAGGAUGAGGUUUGAAGUGGGAAUAGAACCCAAUGAGGUUACGCUUAUAUCUGUUGUCUCAGCUUGUGCUAGCAGAGGAGCUGUUGAUGAAGGUAUGCACAUUCAUGGACUUGCACUGAAAUUGGGUUUGUUGUGGGAACCAAAGCUUGUGAAUUCUCUGAUCAAUCUGUAUGGAAAGUCGGGGUAUUUGGAUGCAGUUUGUCGAUUGAUUGAAACUAUGCCGAUGCAGAAUGUAGUGUCAUGGAAUCUAAUGAUUGCAAUUCACGCUCAAAAUGGAUCUGCGGCAGAGGGAUUGAAUUGCUUUAAUCUCAUGAGAAGGGCCGGUGUUUAUCCUGCUGAUGGUACUGUGGUGUCCUUGCUUCAGGUUUGCGAGAAUUUAGAAUUAGGGAAACUAGCAGAGGGUGUCCAUGGUGUAAUCAUCAAAUGUGGUCUUAGUGCAAAUGUCAGAGUUGCAACCGGAGUUCUAGAUUUGUAUGCGAAGUUGGGGAGGUUAGAUUAUUCACUUGAGGUUUUCAAGGAGUUAAUCAAUCCGGACAAAGUAGCUUGGACUGCAAUGCUUGCAGGUUAUGCUACACAUGGAUAUGGACAAGAAGCUGUGGAGAUCUUUGAAAACAUGGUUAGGAAAGGUGUACAGCCUGAUCAUGUCACCUUCACUCAUUUGUUAAGUGCUUGUAGCCAUUCAGGACUUGUCAAGGAAGGGAGAAAUUACUUCAACAUUAUGUCAGAAGUCUAUGGAGUCGAGCCUAGGUUGGAUCACUAUUCAUGCAUGGUUGAUCUUCUGGGUCGCUCUGGGCUUCUGAAUGAUGCUUACGAGCUGAUUAAACAAAUGCCAAUGGAGCCAAACUCUGGCGUAUGGGGGGCUAUUUUUGGUGCUUGUAGAAUGUAUGGUAACAUUGAGCUUGGGAAGGAAGUUGCAGAGAGGUUAUUUGCUUUAGAGCCAUCCGACUCCAGAAACUAUAUCAUGCUAUCAAAUAUGUACUCUGCAGCUGGUUUAUGGAGGGACGCUUCGCAAGUGAGGGCUGUGAUGAAGGAGAAAGGUCUGGCGAGAACCCCAGGAUGCAGUUUUAUUGAGUAUAGAAAUGAAAUUCAUCGGUUUGUUGUGGGCGAUCAGUCUCACCCCGAGUCGGUGAGGAUAUAUGCCAAGCUGGAAGAAGUGAUUGGAAAGAUUCGGAAGGCUGGAUUUGUGUCUCAAACAGAAUUUAUUCUACAUGAUGUUGAAGAGGCAGUGAAAGAAGAUAUGAUCAGUGAGCACAGUGAAAAAUUGGCCAUUGCAUUUGGCCUUUUGGUGAUUAAUGCUGGCAUGCCAAUAAUUAUUACCAAGAACCUUCGAAUUUGUGGCGAUUGUCAUGGCGCUGCAAAGUUCAUAUCAUUGAUUGAGAAGCGAACUAUCAUAAUUCGAGAUUCUAAGCGGUUCCAUCAUUUCACUAAUGGUGUAUGCACUUGUGGAGAUUAUUGGUAA
Molecule: messenger RNA, 1929 nt
Organism: Fragaria vesca subsp. vesca
Lineage: Eukaryota; Viridiplantae; Streptophyta; Magnoliopsida; Rosales; Rosaceae
Product: pentatricopeptide repeat-containing protein At5g40410, mitochondrial-like
Exons: 2
Coding region: 1-1929 (642 amino acids)
Biological process (GO): RNA modification
Molecular function (GO): zinc ion binding; protein binding; RNA binding
Source: RefSeq, a predicted model, not a curated record